Molecule: messenger RNA, 1026 nt
Organism: Baudoinia panamericana UAMH 10762
Lineage: Eukaryota; Fungi; Ascomycota; Dothideomycetes; Mycosphaerellales; Teratosphaeriaceae
Exons: 2
Coding region: 1-1026 (341 amino acids)
Biological process (GO): fatty acid elongation
Cellular component (GO): endoplasmic reticulum
Molecular function (GO): ketoreductase activity
Source: RefSeq, a predicted model, not a curated record
AUGGCUGAGCAGGCCGAUCAAGCGAUUCACGCUUUCACAGAGACGGAUUAUUGGGCUUCGCCCACCACACAAGUCUUCGCUUUCAUUGGAUUGCUAUAUGUCUCGAUCAAGCUGCUCUCCUUCUGGAGACUGAUCGCUUCGUUGUUCGUGUUGCCAGGGGUACCGCUCUCCACCUUCGGGAAGAAGGGGACGUGGGCAGUAGUAACCGGCGCAUCCGACGGCAUCGGCAAGGAAUAUGCGCUGCAGCUCGCCCAAAAGGGUUUCAACAUUUUUCUCGUGUCACGCACACAGUCUAAGCUCGAAGCAUUGGCAUCGGAGAUCCAGCAGUCAUGCCGCGUGGAAACGAAGACUCUAGCCAUGGACUUCGCCGCCAAUAACGACUCAGACUACGACAAGCUCAGAAGCACCAUCGACAGCUUGGAUGUGGCGAUCCUUGUCAACAACGUGGGCCUUUCGCACAGCAUACCUGUACCGUUCGCCGAAACACCGGAGCAGGAGAUGCGUGACAUCGUCACCAUCAACUGCACCGGUACGCUUCGUGUCACGCAGCUUGUAGCGCCAGGCAUGGUCAAACAUCACCGGGGUCUCAUUCUGACGAUGGCAUCCUUUGGCGGCAUCCUGCCCACUCCGCUACUGGCUACCUACUCUGGCAGCAAGGCCUUCCUGCAACAAUGGUCGUCCGCUCUAGCCUCUGAGCUUGCACCACAUGGUGUGAAAGUGCAGAUCGUGCAAUCAUACCUCGUCACGUCCGCCAUGUCCAAGAUCAGACGAUCGUCCGCCCUAGUACCAACGCCUAAGCAGUUCGUGCGAGCGGCUUUGAGUAAGAUUGGAAGGGAUGGUGGAGCCCAAGGGACUAGUGCUACCAGUACGCCGUACUGGGCCCAUGCGUUGAUGCACUGGGCUAUCGUCAACCUGACGCCUGGUCCAAUGAAUCGCAGAGUGAUUGAUGUUAACCGGAGCAUGCAUGAAGACAUCAGGAAGCGAGCUUUGCGGAAAGCGGAGAGGGACUCAAGGAAAGCACAGUAA